Messenger RNA from Funneliformis mosseae, 390 nucleotides. The record is from the annotation of a GenBank genome assembly. Lineage: Eukaryota; Fungi; Glomeromycota; Glomeromycetes; Glomerales; Glomeraceae.
AUGGGUAAUCCAAUGAUGACUGACAAAGCUCUCAUUAACGUUACAGAGUGGUUUCUAGAGUACGUUAGAAAAUAUCUUGAGAAGCAUAUGAAAAGUUCACAUUUUAAAGAGGAUGCUAUUAAUAAAUUACUAGGUCAAGACGUCAAUGGAUAUCCUUAUGAACUCAAAUCUGGUCUUGCAGAAAGGAUCAUAGAGUUAGUUAAGAGACUCAAAGAAAAACAAGAAAUACCCUUUGUGUCUGUUAAAGUCAUAACUGUUACCGAAUUCGAAAAAUUCUGUGAAAAUAAUAAAAGGCAAUUAGAAAAGCUUAAUAAAAUGAUGAACACAGUCAUCACUGACAUCAAUCACCUUUCUUUUGAUAUUAAUACAACUAAAGAAGAUAUUAAGUGA